CGUUUUUUCGUUUUCCUCCUCUCCCAACCAAAUCCCUCCAUAGUAACAAUGCCUGGCACGCAUCUUCUCCCCCCAAAUCUUCUCAAACUUUUCGCUCCGAGGCCGCCAUUGCCUUAUAUUCGUCCCAUAGACAAGGAUAUCAACCGUGUCAGGGCGAAAACAGUAUCUGGUGUCGGUUCCAUAAUAAGCCAGUUGAAGGAAACUGCAACUGAAAAUCUCGUUGCUGGAAGCGCGGAAUCUAUGGAAGAAGGCGAAGAACCUGCCUUUACUCUCGCGGAAGAUGUGAAACGGCAAAUACGACGAGAAGAGCGGAAGAAACGGAGAACAGACGAGUUUAAAAUUGCGAAGGAAACAUACAAACCAGCAGACGACCCAGAGGCUGCUGGAGAUCCUUAUAAAACUCUUUUUAUUUCCCGGCUCCAUAAAAGUGCAACAGAAAAUGACCUUCGACGUGAAUUCGAGACAUACGGGACCAUUGAAAGAGUAAGGAUUGUCCGUGACAAGAAAAAUCGAAGUCGAGGGUAUGCGUUUGUAGUAUACGAACGUGAACGUGAUAUGAAGGCUGCCUAUAAAGAAUCCGAUGGUGUCCAAAUAAUGGGAAAACGAAUUUUGGUCGACGUUGAACGUGGUAGAACGGUCCGCGGGUGGAAGCCUAGAAGACUUGGUGGAGGACUUGGUGGUCGUCCGAAACGGGUCGAGCCAACAGUGGUUGCGGCCGCGCCUCCGAGACCAGGCGGAGGUGGAGGUUUCCGAGGAGGAGGAUUCGGUGGUGGCGGAGACAGAGGCGGUCCGCGUGGUGGAUUUCGAGGUGGCCGGGGAGGAUUCCGCGGAGGAGGCUUUGGUGACCGGGGUGGAUUUGGUGACCGAAGUGGAGGAUUUGGUGACCGGAAUGGUGGUGGCGGUGGUGGAUUUCGAGGUGGGUUCGGCGGAGGCAUGGACGGUGGCUACCGUGGUCGAGACUUCGGAGGCGGUGGUGGUGGCGGUGGAUUCAGGGGCGGCCGUGGCGGAGGUGUUGGGUAUAACGGCGGUGGAUUCGACGGGCCACCACCGUCAAAUGGCUUCGGUCCUCCAGGUGGUCCUGGUUUCAAUGGUCCGCCAAAUAACGGAGGAUUCGGCCCACCUGCAGGUGGGUUCGGAGGUGGGUAUCGUGGCGACCUUAAGAGAAGUGAUGGUCCCGGCGGAUACGAUGACAGAGAUUCCAAGCGUCCCCGAUAUUAAACGAGGAUAUGGGUAUCGAAAUCGCUUUGUUGUAUUCUCAGGUUGAGUAUCAUCUCUGGUGGGCUCACUUUUCUUCUCUGUUUCUAAAGCCUUUCCGAAGUAAGUAUGUUCAUUUUCAUCAAUGGACAUCAUGUAUUACUGGACAGGCAAGUAUGCACACGGUAAUAAUCCAUGUCUUAUUUUAUUCCAUAUUUCUUUCUCCCAUCUGUAUCUCUAUGUCGUGGUUGAGAAUACCAGUAUUUUUCUCUCUUCCCGCUUUCUGACACAGUAUGGAUCAGUGUGUAUUGUCACUCUACGCGGUCACUUGUGCCACGUAUGUAGGUAACUGAUGUAGUGCGGAAAAUUUAUGAAGCGAAGGAUGC
This is a messenger RNA of Lentinula edodes (shiitake mushroom), 1580 nucleotides long. RefSeq lists its product as uncharacterized. The record is from RefSeq and is a predicted model, not a curated record. Gene Ontology annotation, cellular component: precatalytic spliceosome; U1 snRNP; U2-type prespliceosome. The transcript has 6 exons. Gene Ontology annotation, biological process: mRNA splicing, via spliceosome. Gene Ontology annotation, molecular function: mRNA binding; U1 snRNA binding. NCBI's taxonomy places the organism in Eukaryota, Fungi, Basidiomycota, Agaricomycetes, Agaricales, Omphalotaceae. The coding region runs from base 49 to 1218 and encodes 389 amino acids.